AUGACCAGGGAGCAUUGGGUACCAAACCACAUUGUACCAUUACUAAAUUAUCUUGAACCAGAUUUAGGAGUUCAAAACAAUGUCAAUGUUGACAAUAUCCUUGCCAAAGAACGAAACAAUGGAAAUGACGAAAGGAAUGAUAGCGAUAAUGUUACAAUUCAUAUAUAUAUUGAUGGUGACAAUGUUGAUCAGGACAGUGCUGUGAAGGACAAUGUUAAUGAUGGUGACAAUGUUGAACGUGGUAGUGCUGUGAAGGACAAUGUGAAUGAUGAUGACAGUGUCGAACAGGGUAGUGCGAUGACUGACAGUGUGAAUGAUGUUGACGAUGUUGAACAGGGUAGUGCUUUGAUGGACAAUGUGAAUGGUGAUGACAAUGUUGAACAGGGUAGUGCGAUGACUGACAGUGUGAAUGAUGUUGACGAUGUUGAACAGGGUAGUGCUUUGAUGGACAAUGUGAACGAUGAUGACAAUGUUGAACGGGGUAGUGGGGUGAAUGACAAUGUGAAUGAUGGUGACGAUGUUGAACAGGGUAGUGCUUUGAAGGACAAUGUGAAUGAUGGUGACAAUGUUGAACGGGUCAGUGCGAUGAAGGACAAGGUGAAUGAUGAUGACAAUGUUGAACAGUGUAGUGCGGUGAAUGACAGUGUGAAUGAUGAUGACAAUGUUGAACAGGGUAGUGCUUUGAUGGACAAUGAGAAUGAUGAUGACAGUGUUGAACAGGGUAGUGCGAUGAAGGACAAUGGUAGUGGGGUGAAUGACAAUGUGAAUGAUGGUGACAAUGUUGAACAGGGUAGUGCUUUGAAGGACAAUAUGAAUGAUGGUGACAAUGUUGAACGGGUCAGUGCGAUGAAGGACAAUGUGAAUGAUGGUGACAAUGUUGAACAGGGUAGUGUGGUGAAGGACAAGAUGAAUGAUGGUGACAAUGUUGAACAGGGUAGUGUGUUGAAGAACAACGUGAUUGAUGAUGACAAUGUUGAACAGGGUAGUACGGUGAAUAACAACGUAAGUGAUGAUGACAAUGUUGAACACGGUAGUGGGGUAAAGGACAACGUGAAUGAUGAUGACAAUGUUGAACAGGGUAGUGCGGUGAAAAACAACGGUAGUUCGGUGAUGGACAAUGUGAGUGAUGAUGACAAUGUUGAACAGGGUAGUGCGGUAAAUGACAAUGUGAAUGAUGUUGACUCACAGUCUUCUGCAGAUAGUAAAGGAUAG
Mercenaria mercenaria is the source of this 1212-nucleotide messenger RNA. RefSeq names its product GRIP and coiled-coil domain-containing protein-like. The transcript has 3 exons. The coding region runs from base 1 to 1212 and encodes 403 amino acids. Lineage: Eukaryota; Metazoa; Mollusca; Bivalvia; Venerida; Veneridae. The record is from RefSeq and is a predicted model, not a curated record.